Messenger RNA from Diceros bicornis minor, 1875 nucleotides. It is a transcript of the gene MAPK3, whose product is annotated as mitogen-activated protein kinase 3. The record is from RefSeq and is a predicted model, not a curated record. Gene Ontology annotation, cellular component: cytoplasm; nucleus. Gene Ontology annotation, biological process: intracellular signal transduction; protein phosphorylation. Lineage: Eukaryota; Metazoa; Chordata; Mammalia; Perissodactyla; Rhinocerotidae. Bases 1 to 1233 code for a protein of 410 amino acids. Gene Ontology annotation, molecular function: MAP kinase activity; ATP binding. The transcript is spliced from 8 exons.
AUGGCGGCGGCGGCGGCGGCUCAGGGGGGCGGGGGCGGGGAGCCCCGGGGAGCUGAUGGGGUCGGCCCGGGGGUCCCGGGGGAAGUGGAGGUAGUGAAGGGGCAGCCGUUCGACGUGGGCCCGCGCUACACGCAGCUGCAGUACAUCGGCGAGGGCGCGUACGGCAUGGUCAGCUCAGCUUACGACCACGUGCGCAAGACUCGAGUGGCCAUCAAGAAAAUCAGCCCCUUCGAGCAUCAGACCUACUGCCAGCGCACGCUGCGGGAGAUCCAGAUCUUGCUGCGCUUUCACCAUGAGAAUGUCAUUGGCAUCCGAGACAUUCUGCGGGCGCCCACCCUGGAAGCCAUGAGGGAUGUCUACAUUGUGCAGGACCUGAUGGAGACAGACCUGUACAAGUUGCUCAAAAGCCAGCAGCUGAGCAACGACCACGUCUGCUAUUUCCUCUACCAGAUCCUGCGGGGCCUCAAGUAUAUCCACUCAGCCAACGUGCUCCACCGGGACUUAAAGCCUUCCAACCUGCUCAUCAACACCACCUGUGACCUUAAGAUCUGUGAUUUUGGCCUUGCCCGAAUUGCUGAUCCUGAGCAUGACCACACCGGCUUCCUGACAGAAUACGUGGCCACACGCUGGUACCGGGCCCCAGAAAUCAUGCUUAACUCCAAGGGCUACACCAAGUCCAUCGACAUCUGGUCUGUGGGUUGCAUUUUGGCUGAGAUGCUUUCCAACCGGCCCAUCUUCCCUGGCAAGCACUACCUGGACCAGCUCAACCACAUUCUGGGUAUCUUGGGCUCCCCAUCCCAGGAGGACCUGAAUUGUAUCAUCAACAUGAAGGCUCGAAACUACCUACAGUCUCUACCCUCCAAGACCAAGGUGGCCUGGGCCAAGCUUUUUCCCAAGUCGGACUCCAAAGCCCUUGACCUGCUGGACCGGAUGUUGACCUUUAACCCCAACAAACGGAUCACAGUGGAGGAAGCGCUGGCUCACCCCUACCUGGAGCAGUACUAUGACCCAACAGAUGAGGUGGGUCAGCCGCCAGCAGUAGCGCUGGCAGAUAGGUGGAUGGGUAGUCCCUCAGUACCUGGCCUGAGCCUUACUUCUUUGCUACCCCAGCCAGUGGCUGAGGAACCUUUCACCUUCGACAUGGAGCUGGAUGAUCUACCCAAGGAGCGGCUGAAGGAGCUCAUCUUCCAGGAAACAGCCCGCUUCCAGUCUGGGGCACUGGAGGCCCCCUAACCUGGACAGACGCCUCUGCUCCCUGGGGCCUGGCCCUGCCUCCUGCCUGCCCCUCCCCUGCCGGACUGUUAGAAAAUGGACACUGUGCCCGGCCCAACCCUGGCAGCCCAGGUCGGGGCAAAGGGUGGGCCUGGCCCCCUUCCCAUGCUUUUCUCAGACCUCCUACUUCAGGCGAGCCAAGGCUCCCUCCAGCCCCGCCACUCCCAGGACCUGAGGGGCUCAGGUGGCCCCAAAGCAAAUUCCCCUCUGCUGCUCUGCCUUUGUCUACCCCAGCUAUCCCAGUCCCUGGCAGUUCUGGAGUCGAAGGGCUUUGGCUGCCCUGGGACCUACUGAGGGGCGGUGGGGGAGGGGGGGUGAGGGACAUUGAGUAGGGAUUCAGGGCAAGCCCUGCCUCACCCACCUCAUUAAAACCCCACCCCAUUUUCCCUGAAGGAACAUUCCUAAGGCUCAAGGGCUAGUAUCCCUGAGGAGCAGGGCCCAGGCCUGAACCCCGUCCCCUCCCCAAAGCUGCCCAUCUAACGCCCCCCGCUGAUUCUGUGUGUGGGUGAACAGAAGUGGAGGUGGGGGCACGUGGAGAGCCCUGUGCCCCUGCCCACUCCCUGUGCCUGUAUCUAAUAUAUAAAUAUAGAGAUGUGUAUAUGA